Messenger RNA from Phlebotomus papatasi, 1272 nucleotides. RefSeq names its product adapter molecule Crk (gene Crk). Gene Ontology annotation, molecular function: protein binding. The coding region runs from base 270 to 1070 and encodes 266 amino acids. The record is from RefSeq and is a predicted model, not a curated record. The transcript is spliced from 3 exons. Lineage: Eukaryota; Metazoa; Arthropoda; Insecta; Diptera; Psychodidae.
GACUACGAUGAAUGACAGGCGUUUGGUAUCGCCAUUAAAUGUCAAAUGUCACUUUGUGAUUUUGCCUAUUGGCUCGUUUGAGUGCAUUUGCCAAUAAUUGUCCCAUUUCGAGUUCAAAUUGAUUGCUCACUGAAUUGUGGAAUAUUUUGGGGAAGUGUGUUCCGGGUGUGUGUUUUUUGUUGUGGCCCCUUUCUGAACCCAUUCGCUGGCUGAUUUUGGGGUUAUUGGUAGAUGGUAGAGAGGCGCCCAGGGGGCGCUUAGGUGGUCCAAUGUCGGGCUCCUUUGAUGUGCACGACCGCAACAGCUGGUACUUUGGCUCUAUGACGCGUCAGGAGGCCACAGAAGUGCUAAUGGGCGAAAGGGAGGGCGGAGUCUUUCUGGUCAGAGAUUCAAAUACAAUCAUUGGGGACUUUGUUCUGUGCGUACGUGAAGAUGCCAAAGUCAGUCACUACAUCAUCAAUCGAAUUGUCCAGGGAGAUAAAGUAAUGUUUCGAAUUGGUGAUCAGUCAUUUGGUGAUCUCCCAGAACUUCUGGAUUUCUACAAGCUUCACUACCUGGACACUACACCAUUGAGACGUCCGGCAGUUCGACGAUUGGAAUGUGUUUUGGGGAAGUUUGAUUUUGAAGGAAGUGAUCAGGAGGAUUUACCUUUUCGAAAAGGUGAAUUGCUGUACGUUAUUAAUAAGGAUGAGGAUCAAUGGUGGACAGCUAGGAAUAUUCAGGGACAAAUUGGACAGAUUCCAGUGCCCUAUGUGCAGAAAGUUGAUGAAGCACAGGUGGCUAGUGAGAGAGCAAAUCUCAGUACGGGGCAAUUGCCACCGGAAGCCCACCUCAAAAAGUCAAAUCUCCACAGGCGUCUGCCGGCCCAUGCACGAGUGAAGCAACCGAGAGUACCGAAUGCAUACGACAAGACGGCGCUGAAGUUGGAGAUGGGAGAUGUGAUAAAGGUGACAAAAAUGAACAUAAAUGGACAGUGGGAGGGGGAAUUGAGGGGAAAAAUUGGUCAUUUCCCCUUUACUCAUGUCGAAUUCAUCGAUUCAGACCUCAAUGAUGACAGACAGUCUGACUAAGAGAGAGAGAGAGAAAGAGAGAGAGAUCAGCGCCAUCCAACGGUGGACAAAAGAAUGAGCGCGCAUAUUUUUAUAAAUUACAUUUAUUUUUUUUUUGUAGUAGAUUAAUUAUUUAUUUUGAGGCAGAAAAAAAACAACAACAACAAAAAGAUGUAAGAAAAAAUGUAUAAAUAAAAUGGGAAGAUUAUUGUAAAAAAAAAAA